This is a messenger RNA of Triticum aestivum (bread wheat), 1081 nucleotides long. Its product is annotated as non-specific lipid transfer protein GPI-anchored 13. Gene Ontology annotation, biological process: lipid transport. The record is from RefSeq and is a predicted model, not a curated record. The coding region runs from base 98 to 682 and encodes 194 amino acids. The transcript is spliced from 3 exons. Gene Ontology annotation, molecular function: lipid binding. NCBI's taxonomy places the organism in Eukaryota, Viridiplantae, Streptophyta, Magnoliopsida, Poales, Poaceae.
ACACCACGUCGUCACACGCAAACCACACGACCGACGACACGACUAAAGCGAAAGAGUCGCCACACGAGUGUGACAGCACCUCGCUCGCGAUCAAGCCAUGGCUUUCGCGGCUCGCCGUAGCGGUGGUGGUGCACUGUUGAUGAUGCUGGCCGUGGCGGCGGCGGUUGUGGGGCCGGCGGGCGCGGACUUCGCGGCGGACAAGGCGGAGUGCGCGGACAAGCUGAUGGGGCUGGCGACGUGCCUGACGUACGUGCAGCUGACGGCGACGGCGCGGGCGCCCACGCCGGACUGCUGCUCCGGGUUCCGGCAGGUGCUGGGCACCAGCAAGCGGUGCAUGUGCAUCCUGGUCAAGGACCGCGACGAGCCGGCGCUCGGGAUCAAGGUCAACAUCACCCGCUCCAUGAACCUCCCCUCCGUCUGCAACAUCGCCGCCACCUUCUCGGACUGCCCCAAGAUCCUCAACAUGGCGCCGGACUCCAAGGAGACGGAGAUCUUCAAACAGUAUGCACGUGAGCACGAGGGCAAGAACGCCGCCACCACUUCGCCCACCGCCGCCGCCGCCACCGCCACCGGUACUGCCGCCGGGAAGAGCGUGGACGCGACGUCCGGUGCAGGGAGGCACACGGUGGUCUUCGCCACCGUCGUCUCGGCGCUGCUCGCCUCCGCCUUUGUUCUCGCGUGAUGAUAGGCUUGUCUGCGGCUGUAGGAAAGAGACCAAGACACUUUCAUGAUUGUGCUGGGCUGGGCUGUGUAGUUUCCAGCCUUCGGCCUUCAGUUCGGCUUUGUGUUUGCUGUGUGUAGCGAGUGAAUCCUCAUCACAGAAAAAAUAAAUUGUUGUGUAGUGCGUGAGUUGCAAGUCUUUCUUUUCCCCCUCCCCAACCACUCCUCUCCCUCUCUUUCUCUCUUUGUUGCGAAUAGUGAGUUGCCUCCCUGAUUAAUUAGUUCAUGUUGCAACUUGCAACUACCCUACCAAAAUUUCAUGUCCCGGUUUGAUUAUGAUAUCAAGAGUUUCUCCCUUCGUUUUCUUUUCUAGAAAAAGAUGGUGUGCAAUUAAUAUGGGUGAUUGAUUUCUUAGAUGAUA